GUAAUUUAAACGUCACCUGUCAUUUGCGUGUAGAUCGAAAACUUUUCCAAUAAUAAAUUAUAAAAUAAAUAUUUGUGUGAUUAAUCUAAAUGUUCACAUUGAGACAAUUUCACGACAAUAUUGUAGUUACAAAAGAUGUAUAGAAGUUUUUUAGUUUCGUGUCGUUAUCAACAGCAGAGGUUUGUUUUCAAACUGUGUGUGGAAAUCAGAUAGGAGGUACCCCAUGUCACUUCACUGUUAAUAUUUUUAUUCCAUCCCUUAAUAUGAAGAGAAAUCUUCGUCCAAGCAGCAAACUAGGCAGUCAAGAAUUCACUUCAAAUCAUCUGUCUAAACAAUAUGAUGGUAAAAUAGCUGGCUUAUACGAUUUGGAAGAAACACUUGGUAGAGGUCAUUUUGCUGUUGUUAAACUUGCCAGACAUGUUUUUACUGGAGAAAAAGUAGCUGUUAAGGUUAUUGAUAAGAGUAAAUUGGACGAAGUUUCAAAGGCACAUCUUUUUCAAGAGGUUCGCUGUAUGAAACUAGUUCAGCAUCCUAAUGUAGUUCGUUUGUAUGAAGUGAUAGAUACAGCAACUAAACUGUAUUUAGUAUUGGAAUUAGGUGAUGGGGGCGAUCUUUAUGAAUAUAUUAUGCGACACGAGACUGGACUUCCUGAAAAAGUUGCCAAAGAAUAUUUUAGUCAAAUUGUGAGAGCAAUAUCGUACUGUCAUCAACUACAUGUUGUACAUAGGGACCUGAAACCUGAAAAUGUAGUAUUCUUCAAGAAACUGGGCAUUGUCAAAUUGACAGAUUUCGGUUUUAGCAAUAAGUUUUAUCCUGGUCAAAAAUUAGAAACAUCUUGUGGUAGUUUAGCUUAUUCUGCACCUGAGAUACUUUUAGGAGAUUCAUAUGAUGCACCAGCGGUUGAUGUUUGGUCGUUAGGAGUAAUCCUUUAUAUGUUAGUAUGUGGUCAUCCACCAUUCCAAGAAGCGAAUGACUCUGAAACCCUCACAAUGAUAAUGGACUGUAAAUAUGAUAUUUCUCAACAUGUUUCACAAGACUGUCGGAACCUAAUAUCUAGGAUGCUACUAAGGAAUCCUGAAAAACGAGCUACACUUUCCGAAAUCUCAAAACAUCCAUGGCUCAAGAAUAGUAAUACAUUAAAUGUCGAUUCUGUACCUUUAGUUUCUAGAGAACAACUAUCUGAAGAGGAUCAUAAUGUUAUUGUUCAAAAAAUAGUAAAUGGGAAUGUUGCUACAAAAGAAGAAAUACAGGAGUCUUUGGAUAAAAACGAAUAUAAUCAUAUAACAGCUACGUAUUUCCUACUUGCCGAAUGCAAAUUGAGAUACAAACGACAAGAUCAUUCAGCUAAAAAUAAAAGACCCGAUGAAUUAGCUGUAUUUAAAAAUACACAGGAUGCUAAAGAAGUUUCAUCAGUCAGUAUCAAGCCAACUUUAUUAAAUAUUCCCCGUACUCCAGGAGAUUUGCCCCAGAGGUCCCGCAAAUGUAGCAUAGUCCAAGAAGACGAAGAAGAGGAGGAUAUGCCUUCUUGUGCAGUACGUGAAGACUUAGCACCUACUCUCAAUCGACGUGGUUCUCGAUCAGAAGGCCGUUUAAAUUUGACGUUACAAGAACGUUUAGCCGAAUCGGAAAAAAGGAAACCUGUAGAACUGAAAUAUCCGGUCAAUGCCAAAAAGUCUUCAGCGACGUGUAAUAAAAACCUAAGAUCUGAGGAAAAGUCACAAACUGGGAUUUCAAAGCCCGUACCUCCUGUUAUAUCCAUUUUUCAUUCAGACGAAGAAAAAAAUACUCUCACUUUGGAAGAUCCACUUUCAGAAGUUGAAAUGAAUAACUCUCGUCAUACAAUCGUUACGUGCAAAACAUCGUAUGAACGAAGAAGAGCCAAAUUUCAUCAAAGUCGAACAGCUUCGUGUAGUUCUUCAGAUGCUAGUGACGACGAUAGUGAGAAACGUAAAAAACGCGCUCAGAAAUUAAGUACACCUUCUAAAUCCAUUGAAACGCGACGAGAUAGUCAUGAUGACAGUAGUGAUUCACAGGAACCUGGUACUGGACAAGGACCAAGUGGUUUCACUAAUUUGACCAAUAGUGGCGUUAGCUUCGAUUCGAGCUCUAGCAAUAAUGAUAGACAAGAACAAAACAAACAACGGGAGUCAUGUAAUGAUAAAAAUGAGAGGAAUCACACCAAUACUUUUGAGAGAAGUCAAAGAAUUUGUCGGAAAAAGGGUAGCAAAACCCGUCUUCGUGAAAGUCAGUCUCUCAAUAGGAUAACAGAAGUCCAAGAAGACAACAUGCAAAACUUAAUUGUUUCAAAUACUCCUUUGGGCAUGUCUGGCUCAUUAACACCAAAAGUAAAGAGUGUAGGUGCAAAAAUAUUACACGGCUUUAGUCGUUCUUCAAAAAAACCUCAAGAAAAAAUAAAAAACUAUGACGAGAAGUUGAGAUUGUCUAGAAGAGAUACAUUAGAUGAAAAAUUAGAAUGCAAUAAAAUAGAGAAAUGCGGGAUCAGAAAAAUCAGAAUGCUGGGAAAAUAUUUUCAUGUACAAAAGAAACUUUGUAUACCUUUAGCCAGUUUAUUCCGGAAAAACGGAUUGUAUAAGGCUCAGUCAUGUAGCUCAUUAACUAAAGACAGAAUAUUGACGAAUUCCAAUAUCUUACAAACCAGAAGUAGACCAGCAAGCUGUAUAAAAAGUGACGGCGACAUAAAUCAAAAUGAACCACUGAAACCCUUUGUUGAAUCAAACAAGAAUGUUCUUGAUAAUGUAUGUAGUGAAUUGAAGGAUAUAUGCACGGUUCAGGUGCAUCUUGGGCAAGCGUCAAAAUGUAGUUUCUGUUAAAAUACCUAUAGUCUGUUACCAAAGCUAUAUAUGGUGUUUUUUUCUGUGUGAUCCGCCUCAAUGACAUUUGCGUCCAGUGUCAAAAAGCAUAACAGAGAAAAUAUAUGCUUAGAGUGUACUAGAAAUAUUGAAACUUAGAUUUUUUCAAAAUAAUUUUCUAUGAUUAA
Molecule: messenger RNA, 2998 nt
Organism: Diorhabda carinulata
Lineage: Eukaryota; Metazoa; Arthropoda; Insecta; Coleoptera; Chrysomelidae
Product: SNF-related serine/threonine-protein kinase-like
Exons: 11
Coding region: 264-2831 (855 amino acids)
Biological process (GO): microtubule cytoskeleton organization; intracellular signal transduction; protein phosphorylation
Cellular component (GO): cytoplasm
Molecular function (GO): tau-protein kinase activity; ATP binding; protein serine/threonine kinase activity
Source: RefSeq, a predicted model, not a curated record